This is a messenger RNA of Theileria orientalis strain Shintoku, 804 nucleotides long. RefSeq names its product Ser/Arg-rich splicing factor. Lineage: Eukaryota; Apicomplexa; Aconoidasida; Piroplasmida; Theileriidae. The record is from RefSeq and is a predicted model, not a curated record. The transcript has 2 exons. The coding region runs from base 1 to 804 and encodes 267 amino acids. Gene Ontology annotation, molecular function: RNA binding.
AUGGACAAGUCAUCUGGUCACUCAACGUUGGUCCGUAAUUUAAGGUUCUCCACAACGCCACAAGUUGUGAGGGAAGCCUUUGAAAGAUUUGGAAAAAUUCGUGACGUAUAUCUGCCACUUGAUUUUAACACUAAAAGGCCAAGAGGAUUCGGCUUUGUCGAAUACUAUGAAAAAUCAGACGCCGUCGAUGCUGUAAAGGCAAUGGAUAAUACAGACUUGGAUGGAAGCAUAAUCAACUGUUGCCUGGCCCAAGAUCGCAGGAAAUCUCCAAGUUCUAUGCGCAGAGUGUACCGCAACCGCGCAAGAAGGAAUUAUCGAAGCAGGAGCAACAGCUACCGUGGAAGGAGGUCGAGGACGCCCCCCAGGUUCCGCGACGACAGGCGCAGAGGCUACUCGCGUGAAAGGUCACCGCGCAGGCUCUACCGAGACCGACGCGACGGACGGGGCUACAGGGAGAGGUACGAGCCGAACUACGAGCGCGACGGCCGCAGGUUCAGGGAGCCCUACGACCGCGACGGCAGGGACAGGAACCGCGACCGCAACUUCCGCGAGUACCGCGGGCCGCGCGACAACGGCAGGGGCAGCAGGGACAGGUUCCGCGACGAGCGCGACAAGUUCCGGGAGGAGCGCGUCGACCGCGGGCAGCACGACGAGUUCCGCGAGGACAACAGCACCUUCAGGGACGACUUCGUCGAGGAGAGGUACGACUACGGGAACGAGGCCGACAUGGAGAGGCCUGAUCACAAGAUCGACGUUGACAGUUCUAGAGACUACAGCGCCUCCAGGUCCAGGUCCAACAACUAG